This is a messenger RNA of Solanum stenotomum, 1359 nucleotides long. Its product is annotated as U11/U12 small nuclear ribonucleoprotein 31 kDa protein. The record is from RefSeq and is a predicted model, not a curated record. Gene Ontology annotation, cellular component: U12-type spliceosomal complex. The transcript has 2 exons. Gene Ontology annotation, molecular function: RNA binding; zinc ion binding. The coding region runs from base 36 to 851 and encodes 271 amino acids. NCBI's taxonomy places the organism in Eukaryota, Viridiplantae, Streptophyta, Magnoliopsida, Solanales, Solanaceae. Gene Ontology annotation, biological process: mRNA splicing, via spliceosome.
UGAAGCUCCUCAGUGGAAAAAAAAAAUAUUGUAAAAUGUCGAGGAAGAGAAAGUACAGCGAAGAUGACGACGAAGACGACACCUUUUACUACCGAUACUCCUCCGCACCAUCACCGGCGCCGUCGUCUUCCGCCACAUCCAAAAACGUUUCCACUUCAAAAUCCUCUCACGGCGGCGGCGGAAGCAGCGGGAGCGGUGGACUAGCUCCAUCAAAGUCAACAGUUUACGUGAGUAAUCUCGAUUAUACCCUGACAAAUUCCGACCUCCAUACAAUCUUCUCCACUUUCGGCAAGGUUGCAAAGGUAACUGUAGUUAAAGAUCGGGUCACUCGAAAGAGCCGUGGGGUAGCGUUCAUCCUUUUCGUUUCUAGAGAAGAUGCAAUUAAAGCUGUGAAAGGAAUUGACAAAAAAGUCCUGAAUGGACGAACCCUAACUGCGUCAAUUGCUUCUGAUAAUGGCCGUGCUGCUGAGUUUAUAAGGAAGAAGGUUUAUAAGGAUAAGAGUAGGUGUUAUGAAUGUGGGGAAGAAGGGCAUUUAUCGUAUGAGUGUCCGAAGAAUUUGCUUGGACCUAGGGAAAGGCCUGAGCCACCGAAGAAAGGGCGGAGGGGUGGUGGUGGAGGAGGAGGAAAGGGGGGUGAUGAGGGUAGGGGUGGGGAGUGGGAGGACAACGAGGAAGAGGAGGAGGCGGAUGAUGAAGGGGGAGCGCGUUUUGAUGACGAUGAUUGGGCUUCUGUAGUGGAUAGAGGAGCAGAGGAGAGGUUAUUGAAAGGAGAUAAUGACGAAUUCAAUAAGCAAGCAAGGAAGGAGAAGAGAAAGGGUUAUUUUAGUGAUGAGAGUGAUGAGGAGGAUUGACGUUUUUUUCCUUUUUCGCGGAAUUAGAUGAGGAAAAAUUCGAGCUUUUAAGCUUGUUUCUGAAGUUGAGGAAUGAUUUUCAAUGGUGUUAAAUGAAGAAUCGCUGCAAAGUUUACUUCGUUGGAAUAGAUCAACACUCACCGAGAGCACCAUAUUCAGGUACUUCAAGCAUGUCAAUGCAAGCCAUUGUAUGGCACUCCUGUUUCUUGGUGGAUCAACAGGUUGUCUAGUUAGUUAGGUUGUUCUUUACUCGAGGAGGAAAGUUAUCGAACGUUGCCUGUAAUAUCGAACUUACCUGAAAACAAAAUGCAAAAUUUCAUAUGCAUUGAAGAUGUUAUGUUACCAAUUUCAUUGUAUCAUUAGCUGGUCCAGCUUGAUUUCCUUUCUGUAAGGAAAUAGAUGAAAUUGAUUUGUCUGACUGAAGCAAGACAGCUCCUGAAACUUGUGUUCACAGAAAAGAUAUGUGUAUAUCCUAUUCUUUUCAGAUUCUACUUGUAAAAUUACAUCG